This is a messenger RNA of Ornithorhynchus anatinus (platypus), 1210 nucleotides long. It is a transcript of the gene LRPAP1, whose product is annotated as LDL receptor related protein associated protein 1. NCBI's taxonomy places the organism in Eukaryota, Metazoa, Chordata, Mammalia, Monotremata, Ornithorhynchidae. Gene Ontology annotation, molecular function: low-density lipoprotein particle receptor binding; receptor antagonist activity; very-low-density lipoprotein particle receptor binding. The transcript is spliced from 8 exons. Gene Ontology annotation, cellular component: plasma membrane; endoplasmic reticulum-Golgi intermediate compartment; endoplasmic reticulum. Gene Ontology annotation, biological process: negative regulation of receptor internalization; negative regulation of very-low-density lipoprotein particle clearance. The record is from RefSeq and is a predicted model, not a curated record. Bases 1 to 1047 code for a protein of 348 amino acids.
AUGGCGGCGGCGCGGGCGUGGGUGGUGGUGGCGGCGGCGGCGGCGGGGCUGCUGGGGCUGCUGGCCGGGGCGGCGCGGGGCGGGAAGUAUUCGCGGGAGACCAACGAGCGGCCGAGGGACGGGGAGUUCCGGGUGCUCAAGCUCAACCAGGUCUGGGAGAAAGCGCAGCGGCUCCAGCUCUCGGCCGUGAAACUGGCCGAACUCCACAGCGACCUGAAGGUCCAAGAGAAGGACGAGCUCACCUGGAAGAAGCUCAGGGCGGACGGCCUGGACGAGGACGGAGAGAAGGAGGCCCGACUGCGACGCGAUUUCCACGUGAUCCUCACGAGAUACGGGCUGGACGGCAAGAAGGACGCCCAGCCGGCGGACACCAACUUCAUCGACGGCGGCUCGGAGAGCGACGUCCUGGACGACCCGCGGCUGGAGAAGCUCUGGAACAAGGCCAAAACGUCCGGGAAGUUCUCCGGCGAGGAGCUGGAUAAGCUGUGGCGAGAAUUCGAGCAUCACAAGGAGAAAGUCGAGGAGUACAACAUGCUCCUGGAGACCGUGAGCCGGAUAGAAGAGAUCCACAAGAACGCGAUCGGCCCGGCGCACGAGGUUCCGGUGAAGGAGGACGUCCUGCAGGGCAAGCACGCCGACCUCAAAGACAAGCUGCGCAGCAUCCACCAGGGCUUCGACCGCCUCCGCACCGUCAGCCACCGGGGCUACGACGCCAGCAGCGAGUUCGAGGAGCCGCGAGUGAUCGACCUGUGGGACCUGGCCCGGACGGCCAACUUCACCAAGAAGGAGCUGGAAUCUUUCCGGGAGGAGCUCAGACACUUCGAGGCGAAGAUCGAAAAGCACCAGCACUACCAGAAGCAGCUGGAGAUCUCCCAGGAGAAACUGAGGCACCUGGCGGGCACCGGCGACAAGGAGCACCUGAGCCACAACAAGGAGAAGUACGCCCUGCUGGAGGAGAAGACCAAGGCGCUGGGCUACAAGGUGAAAAAGCACCUCCAGGACCUGUCCACCCGCAUCUCCAGAGGCCUGCAGCACAACGAGCUCUAAAGGGGGAGAUCCUCGGGUCGAACCGGGCGGACCCCGGCUGCGCUCCGUGGGGUCCCGGGAAGGACGCCGUGACCCCCCCCCCCGCCCCCCAAAUGGACCCCGGAGGCACAGCUCCGUCCCCCGGCUUGCUUCACGCGCCGGAGCCUCUCUUCACCUUCUUCUC